UUAUUUUGUUGUUGGACAGACAUGGAGACUCACGUUCCCCAUGUGAAUAAAGAGGAAAACGAAGAUCCAGGUGCUGCUCCUUAUGGAAACUUCAUCAAUUAUUACACCUUCAACCCGCCAGAGAAUCGCCUGAGUCUGAUACCAGAAACUCUGCUGGAAGGCAUCGAACUCGGCUCUGAACGCGUUUUAAUACUGGACGUGGGAUGUAAUUCAGGGGACUUGUCUGUUGCUCUCUACAAGCAUUUCUUGCAUGAGGAGGUCUCUGGAAGUGACUUUUCUAAAAGAGAAAUGUAUCUGCUUGGAUUUGACAUGGACCAGGAUUUAAUCCUUCGCGCGCAAAACUCCAACCCCUUUCCCCAGAAUAUCCAGUUUAUCCCCCUGGAUAUCACAGAUGAUCCAGAGAGCCGGGCAGUGCUAGAGUCCUACUUGGGAAGGUUUGGCUGCCCCCGCUUCCACCUGUGCACCUGUUUUGCGGUGACUAUGUGGGUGCAUCUGAAUCACGGAGACGCAGCGUUUCUGUCUCUCCUCUCCAGACUGGCGUCUCUCUGUGAGUUUCUGCUGCUGGAGGCACAGCCGUGGAAGUGUUACCGCUCCGCUGCGCGCCGGUUACGCAAACUGGGGCGCAGUGACUUUGACCACUUCAAGACCCUUGAGAUUCGAGGGGACACGGCUGCGCAUGCUAGAGAGCACUUGGAAAAGCGGUGCAGCAUGGAUCUGGUGCAGAGUUUCGGUAAUACAACAUGGGACAGAAGUCUUCUGCUCUUUAAAAGACGAUGAUUUGGAGCAAAACAGUCGGACAGAAGUUUUAAUCAGUCAAGAUCAGUCUACAGCUGUGGACUAUGGACUGACACUUGACUGUAACCCUAGUCUUGUAGACUAUGAUUCUAUUUAGCAACCACAAGAGGGCACUAUGUAUGCGUUGCCAUUUUUAUUUUACAUGUUUUUUAGUAACAGUAUAUCUAAUUGACAGAUACAAGUGAGUAUUAUUAAGAAGAAGAAGAAUGUGUUUGUCCCCUGGAUUAUAUUUAUAUUUCUAAAUUAACAAUUGCAGACAGAUGGAUAUAGUCAAUAUUUAACUGCUU
Sinocyclocheilus rhinocerous is the source of this 1082-nucleotide messenger RNA. Its product is annotated as pre-miRNA 5'-monophosphate methyltransferase-like. Gene Ontology annotation, biological process: negative regulation of pre-miRNA processing. Lineage: Eukaryota; Metazoa; Chordata; Actinopteri; Cypriniformes; Cyprinidae. The record is from RefSeq and is a predicted model, not a curated record. Gene Ontology annotation, cellular component: cytoplasm. The transcript is spliced from 2 exons. Gene Ontology annotation, molecular function: RNA methyltransferase activity; O-methyltransferase activity. The coding region runs from base 22 to 777 and encodes 251 amino acids.